Molecule: messenger RNA, 2672 nt
Organism: Oppia nitens
Lineage: Eukaryota; Metazoa; Arthropoda; Arachnida; Sarcoptiformes; Oppiidae
Product: ATP-dependent RNA helicase glh-2-like
Exons: 5
Coding region: 176-2356 (726 amino acids)
Biological process (GO): gamete generation; cell differentiation
Cellular component (GO): nucleus; P granule
Molecular function (GO): RNA binding; RNA helicase activity; zinc ion binding
Source: RefSeq, a predicted model, not a curated record
AUUUAGUGAUAAAGUGAGACAUAGAGACAGUUAAUAUAGAGAAGUACUGUAUAUAAUACUGUAUUAUAUUAGCAUUGAAUACAUUGAAAGCAUUGAAUCCAUUGAAUUGGCGCUCAUUUAUAGUGAAUCACUUGAAAGGCAUUCAUUGUCUUAUAGUUUAUUAAUUUGAUUAAAAAUGAGUGACAAUUGGGAUGAUUGGGGCUCCGGUUCGGCCACCACUUCGGCAGCAACUAAACCAGUGGCCAAUGAUGACGAAUGGGCAAUGGAUACGACCGGUGCGUCCAAUACUGCUGGUGACAGUUGGACUAAUGGCGGCGGCAAUGGACGUUCAGGUGGUGGUCGCGACUGUUUUAAUUGCCAUCAAAGUGGACAUAUGAGUCGAGAAUGUCCCGAACCCCGUAAAGAAAGGUCGGGUCCGAGAAAGUGUUACAAUUGUCAACAGGAAGGACACUCAAGCCGUGACUGUACGGAACCAAAGAAAGAGAAUUCUCGCAGUUGUUUCAAUUGCAAUGCCAGUGACCACAUGUCACGUGAUUGUCCUCAACCCAAGAAAUCGAGAGCUCUUACAUGCUUUAACUGUCAACAAGAGGGACACAGAAGUAAUGACUGUACUGAACCAAAAAAACCGAGAAAUGGUUACAAUUCAAAGAGUCAAACGACUUCAAACACUGACGACUGGGGAGCGACUAACAGUUCUUCGACUGCCACUAAAGCUAAUGAUGAUUUUGAUUGGGGCGAUGACAGUGGAACUACUAGUAAUAAUAAUAAUGAGAGUAAAGGGAAUAGUGGUGAAUGUCAUCGUUGUCACGAAACUGGACAUAUGGCUAGAGACUGUCCAACUUCAACUACCGGACCAAAUGAAUGUCGUAGAUGUAAGAAAACUGGCCAUAAAGCUGCCGAUUGUACUGAAGAAGUUAUUGGCGAAGACGGCAAACCUAUUGCACCCAUUUAUAAGCCUAAUGUGAUCGAUGAAGACUCAGAAAACCUAUACGACACGACUCCCGCUGGUAUUAACUUUAAUCGAUACGACAAAAUUAAAGUUAAUCUUUCGGGAGACGAUCCGAAACCACCAGCGAUUGAGGCAUUUUCUGAUGUCAUUAAAAGCGAUUUAAUGAACGAAGCCAUUAAUAAAUGCAAGUAUACUAAACCAACUCCCGUUCAGAAGUAUGCCAUUCCUAUAAUAGCCGCUGAAAGAGAUUUGAUGGCUUGCGCUCAAACUGGUUCAGGAAAAACUGCUGCUUUUAUUUUGCCUAUACUUCAAAAUUUGUUGUCAUUGAGUGAUUUGCCCUCAAUGUAUGGCCAAUCACCUCAAGAGCCACUUUGUGUGAUAAUAUCUCCAACUCGUGAAUUAGCGAUUCAAAUACAUACCGAAGCGGUUAAGUUCGCAAAAGGAAGUAUUGUUAAGCCUUGUCUUGUAUACGGCGGUACUUCAGUUGGUUUUCAAUUGGCUCACAUAUCACGUGGUGCUCACCUUUUAGUGGCAACUCCGGGAAGACUCUUAGAUUUUGUGACUAAAGGAAAAGUAUCUUUUGCUAACUUAAAGUAUUUAGUUUUGGACGAAGCGGACCGUAUGAUAGAUCAGGGAUUUUUGCCUGAAGUCAGACGUAUGGUUACUCACGAAACAAUGCCAGACAAGUCUAAGCGUCAAACACUCAUGUUUUCGGCCACUUUUCCCGAUGAAGUUCAGCGUUUAGCUCAAGAAUUUCUUAAAAGUAAUUAUAUGUUUUUGACUGUCGGUGUGGUUGGAUCUGCCAAUUCUGAUGUGGAACAAACAUUCCUCGAAGUUGACGGAAAAACUAAACGAUCGACACUAAUGGAUAUUUUGAGAAAAGGUGAAAGCAAUGAAAGAACUUUGAUUUUUGUGGAGAAAAAGAAAACGGCAGACUUUUUAGCUUCUUAUUUGUCACAAAACAAUAUGAUGACCACUUCCAUUCACGGCGAUCGCUUUCAGAGCCAAAGAGAACAAGCACUUCAUGAUUUCCGAAGUGGUCGUAUGCCUAUUCUUGUGGCCACUUCAGUGGCUGCACGCGGUCUUGAUAUUAAAGAUGUAAAACAUGUGGUAAAUUAUGAUUUGCCUCAUGAGAUCGAUGAAUACGUGCAUCGAAUUGGUCGCACGGGUCGAGUCGGAAACAUAGGAAAGGCUACGUCUUUCUUUGAUCCGUCCAGUGAUAAUGAUAUAGCUUUGACCGCUUCACUCAUCAAAAUAUUGGAAACCGCCGAUCAAACUGUUCCCGAAUUUCUGCAAAACUGCUCGUCUGGUGUCCGCAACAUUUCUAAUGGCGGAACAUUUGGUGGAACUGACUUCAGAGGAGAUUCAACUGUCACCACAACAACCAAUGAUGAUGACUGGGAUUAAGUGUUGAUCACUUUUAUUAGUCAUUAUAUAAAACAUCUGAGCUUUUGUUUUAUAAUACUUUUAUACCAAAAUAUUUUUUAAUUACAGAAAUAGUCGUAUAUUUGCGUAAAAUUAUAAGCAAUAUUUGAUUUGUUAAUUUGAACAAAAAUUUAAGUAAUCUCAGUUUGUUUUUGUAUUGUUUAUUAUUAUUAUAUGAGACAUUUAAUGGUUUAUAAAAUAUUUUAAAAAUGUUUUCUCUUAAAUAUUGAAAUAUAAAUAUUGUUAAUUGCAUUGUUUAAAUAUAUAUUUAAUUUCGUUACCUUUCAAAGGUAUAUUG